Molecule: messenger RNA, 3900 nt
Organism: Symbiodinium natans
Lineage: Eukaryota; Dinophyceae; Suessiales; Symbiodiniaceae
Source: the annotation of a GenBank genome assembly
AUGGCACCCUGCCAGCGAUGCCGCGUGGGAAACAGGAGUGGACGAGGACAGGGAUGGUGCAGCAACCCACAAUGCCGCCAAGCCGAAAAGGAAGAGCGGUUCGCCCAGCAGAGCGCAGAGAAAAGAGCUCGGCAGCAAGAGCGAGCAGCACAAGGAGCAGGCAGCCGUGGACCUGUUUCUAUUGCAAUGAGCAUGCGAGGAAAGAAGCGUGAGCUGCAGGCCAAGAGGGCGGAGGAGGGAGUGGGCAGCCGUGGACCCAUGCCUGGCUCAGGGGGACGCCCAGAAGAAGCAGAAAGUGAACGGACACAGAGGCGCGAGCUGCAGGCUGAGAGGGCGGAGGAGGGAGUGGGCAGCCGUGGACCCAUGCCUGGCUCAGGGGGACGCCCAGAAGAAGCAGAAAGUGAACGGACACAGAGGCGUGAGCUGCAGACCGAGAGGGCCAAGGAGGGAGUGGGCAGCCGUGGACCCAUGCCUGGCUCAGGGGGACGCCCAGAAGAAGCAGAAAGUGAACGGACACAGAGGCGUGAGCUGCAGGCCGAGAGGGCCAAGGAGGGAGUGGGCAGCCGUGGACCCAUGCCUGGCUCAGGGGGACGCCCAGAAGAAGCAGAAAGUGAACGGAAACAGAGGCGUGAGCUGCAGGCCGAGAGGGCCAAGGAGGGAGUGGGCAGCCGUGGGCCCAAGCCUGAGGAAGACAGCUAUCGAACACACAGGCGCGAGCUGCAGGCCGAGAGGACCGAGGAGGGCAUGGGUAGCCGCGGGCCAAAGCCUGUUGCAACAGAGCUCCAGCAGCAAGGCUAUCCCUUUCCAGACGAGGAUGUGCUGAGUCCCGAACGUGCACAGGCCGACUACCAUGCCUUCACUCGAAGCUGGGGAAGGUUCGGAUUGUCCAGGAUAUGUGAGGAAUGCCGAAUCUUCACGACAGGCAAGUACUGCAGACCGGCCAAAUCGACAGGAAAGAUGUUGUGCAAGGAUUGUCGAGAAAAGAUUGCCAAGAUCCUCUUUCCGAUCCUGCCACCCAUCCCGGAGGCGCUCCAACAUCUCCAGCCCAUCGAGCAGCACCUGAUCGCCAUGGCCCGAAUCUCCCAAGUGUUGCUCGACAAGCUACCUUCGGGCGGCCCGAGCGCUCAAUGGGGCCGAAUGUAUGCAGUGCUGGUGGACGACCCCUUCAUCUGCGACGUCCUGGAAGGAGCCACACUUGAGGAAGACGGCACCGUCCUGGUGGAAGGAGUGCAGGGCAAGACCGCUUCCCCAGCUCGUCUCGACUGCUUACACAAGGCCUUGCAAGAGCUGAAAACGCAGCACCGCCUCUACCAGGCAAACCCGGCAGUGGACAGAGCCUUGACAAGAAUGGAAAGCAUCCUGGCUGGAAAAGCGCAGCCAUGCACAAGCGCAGCAGCAACGACAGCCCACGAAGCCUCCCAAGAGCGCCAAACGGGGGAGUCCGGUGGCUCACACUCCUCGGCCUUGGGGGGCGAAGCGCAACACUCGGAAGACGCAGUGGCCUCUGUUGAAACGAUGGAAGAGAAGGAAGACAAGCUGCAGAUGACGUACCUGAUCCCCAAAGAGCUGAAAGCGCCCAGAGCGGAAACCGUGGAGCUACAGAAAGCCCGGGGCACGGCGGAGCUCACUGACGACAUGGACGUGAAGUUCUUCCCACACCUAUUUUCCACGGGCACAGGCGGAUGGCAGAAUGGAUAUGGCAGCUUCUCCCAGUACGCUCGCAAGCGUCUUCUCGGCUCGGACCCGCGUUUCGAGUCAUCACCGGCCUACAUCAUGUGGCUUCUCGAAAUGCACCUGAAGAAGCGUCUCUCCGGCAACAUCAAUGUGAGGAUCGGCAACCAGCAGGCUCCAGGUGGGAAGACCAAAUACCAAGAGGGCAAAGGUCAGGUGUUUACAGCCCUGAGGGACAUCCCCGGCACCAGCUCAUACGUCUACGCAAAGAAGAACGUUGCGCUGAACAUGUAUGAGCAACUGGGAGUGCCCAAGUUUUUCAUGACGCUCUCCUGUCAUGCCCGGCAACCCGACAUCCUGAUCGCAGUCAUCACAGCCCGGCUCCUACGGCUGCAUCCUGAGAGGCCGCCGGAAGAGCUUGAGCGCCAAGCCGCGGAGAUACUGCAGUGCUAUCAAGCCGACGUGAAAUUCACGUGGGACGGCCUGUCGCCAAACCAGCUCUGCAAUCAGCACCCUGCCAUCGUAGCGCGACAGUUCAUGCACCAGCUGACCCAGUUGAUGUAUUGGCUAUCUGCCGAGCACGACGCCAAGACCCACCUUCACGAGGAUGCAGAUGCCGAGGAUGAGCCGGAGAGAACGCCACACAAAGCAGAGGAUGAUUUCGUCCAGGCGCCAGCUACAGACUCUGCAGGCCAGCACCGCGGGGUCCGCAAGGAGCGCCCGCCGUUCAAGGUCGUGGAUUACCUCAUCCGCAUCGAGUGGCAAAAGAGGGGCUAUCCGCAUGCUCACAUCCUGCUCUGGGUGCUGGAAUGGGAGAAGCCCAACCAAAAGGCGAAGGUCCCGUCCGAAAACGAGGAGACAGAAGCAAAGCCGCAAGGUCCCGACUGGUCGGAUGAGGAGGCCAUGGACAAUUUCACCCCUACGUGUGCUGAGGACUGGAGCGAUAAAUACAUCGUCACCAAAAGUCCGGGCAGUUGGCGCAAGUCCACGAAAGUUUCGUCCCGGGACAAGGAGCUCAACGCAAAACUGGCCGAAUUCCUGGUGCACAAGCACACCGAAUAUUGCGGCAUCAAGACGGACGGCGCUUGCCGUUUUGGAUUUCCGCACGGCCCAGAAGAGCGGACCAGGCGCAGAAGCUCUCAGGAGAAGUACGCCAAUAGCCGCUGGAAAAGCAGCCUCGCCACGAGACGGGUAGAGUCCGACAAGAUGAUGGGCCAGUACAACAUCAAGAUCCUCCGGCGGUGGCGGGCCAGCAUGGACCUCCAAGUGAUCUGCGAGUUGACAAGCGCCAGCCGCUACAUUCUCGGCUACGCUUUGAAAUCGGAGCAGGACCAGGAGGCGCAGCGGCGCAUGGAGAGGAUCGUUGCCAGCCUUACCUCCAGCAACGCAGAUGGCGCCGGCCUCGGUAACCAGCAGAUCUACAAGGCCGCGCACGCAGCGCUGCAGGGCAGGACCACAUCCACUUUUGAAGCGUGCCACCUGCUGUUGGGAUUCCCCAUCGUCGAGUUCUCCAGAGACAACGAAUGGAUCCAAGUGGGACCUCCCGAGACGUGGACCCUGUCGGUGCCCAAGUCCGAGGAGAGCAGGGCCCUGCAACGACCGGACAGCUAUCGUCGCAGCAAGCUGGAUCGAGAUGGAUACAUGCCCGCGGCGCAACGCUGGUACCGAGAGAUGCAGAAGGCCUUCAGCGAGCAAGAGGUGGAAAUUCCCGUGGAAGGUGGCAUGCCCACGACGUGUCAAUUCCGGGACGUGAACUUCCUGGACUUUUGCGCGGCCUUCAAGUACAUUGGUGUAGAUUUCCCGCAGCCACGGAAGCGCCCGGCCAUAGUGGCCUACCGCAAUUUCAGCCCCGACCAGGAGCCAGAAGCCUUUUACUACUCCAGACUGAUGCUGUACACUGUGUGGAAAGAUCCGGGAGAUUGGCUGCGAGACGAGGACAAUGGCAGUCACGCUGCAGCCUUUCGGCGCCUCGCCCAGGAUGUCGGUGGCCACCCAGACUUCCUCCGGUCGAAGUGCUUCCCACAAAUGGACGGAACCGUGAACGCUGCUCGGAAGUUGCAGGCCGUCCAAGCCGCCAUGUACAUGAGAGCACGGAUGCAUCCGGCACACUUGCGGGAUGGCUGGGCCAAUAGCAAGGUGGCCCAAGACAACUACGAGGACUCUUUGAAGAUUCUCGAGGCACUGAAGGAGCGGCACGGGGACGACAUAGACUUCGUGGCGCCAGACCAC